AUGGACACCAGAAAGAACAACAAGGCCGCUGAGCCCAGUCACAUACACCCCCAACCCUUCAUCUCCAUCUCCCUCUCCUUCUCCAGCGGCAGCCAUACCCGUUGGGCCAGAAGCAGCAGGAGGAGGCAGCCGCAGGAGUCAGUCAAUCUCUGCCUGCUGACUUUGACUUCUGGAACCCAAAUUGCCGGCGUCCAGGAAAAGACUCCUCCCCAUGGACGACUGGCCAUUUGCCUCCCCACCGCUGAAUCGUCCAAGCCGUUGUCUCAGAAGCUUCCAUUCAUGCUCUCGAUGCAUGUGCCUGUCAUGUCUGUCAUGCCUGCUCCCCCCCCCCCCGACUUCGUCUUGUCGCCGCGCACAGACGCUCGAAUGGAGCCCGAGGGCUUGCGGACCGACGCCAGGGAUGCAGGGGUCAGACACGCCAUCCCAUCGGGUAACUAG
Molecule: messenger RNA, 438 nt
Organism: Colletotrichum destructivum
Lineage: Eukaryota; Fungi; Ascomycota; Sordariomycetes; Glomerellales; Glomerellaceae
Exons: 2
Coding region: 1-438 (145 amino acids)
Source: RefSeq, a predicted model, not a curated record